Messenger RNA from Drosophila biarmipes, 1127 nucleotides. RefSeq names its product ubiquitin-conjugating enzyme E2 N (gene ben). The transcript has 2 exons. Bases 310 to 765 code for a protein of 151 amino acids. The record is from RefSeq and is a predicted model, not a curated record. Lineage: Eukaryota; Metazoa; Arthropoda; Insecta; Diptera; Drosophilidae.
ACACACACGCGCACGCACACCAGCGCAGCGGCUACAUUUUUUUUCGAGUGUGUUCGACAUUCAUAAUUUUCGUGGUGGAGCUGCCAGAAAAAGGCGAGAAAUUAGCAAUUUGCCAGCGCAAAAUCGGCCCGACUGCAGUGCAAACUCAACGAUAGCUUGGCGACGCACCGCUGUGAGUUCGUGUCCACCCAAAAGUUUCCAAUUGCAGCCGCAAAUCGUUGUUUUCGUCCCGCAAAAACCCGACGAGAAGCCCUAGACAUAAUCCACGUCCCCAGAUCAUCCCAGAGGAGAAGAGUUAGCAGCUGAAAGAUGUCGAGCCUGCCACGUCGCAUCAUCAAGGAGACGCAGCGCCUGAUGCAGGAGCCCGUGCCCGGGAUCAACGCCAUUCCCGACGAGAACAACGCACGCUACUUUCAUGUGAUCGUCACCGGGCCCAACGACUCGCCCUUCGAGGGCGGCGUCUUCAAGCUGGAGCUCUUCCUGCCGGAGGACUACCCCAUGUCGGCGCCCAAGGUGCGCUUCAUCACCAAGAUCUAUCAUCCGAACAUCGAUCGCCUGGGGCGCAUCUGCCUGGACGUGCUGAAGGACAAGUGGAGCCCGGCCCUGCAGAUCCGCACCAUCUUGCUGUCCAUCCAGGCCCUGCUCAGCGCACCCAACCCUGACGAUCCGCUGGCCAACGAUGUGGCCGAGUUGUGGAAGGUCAACGAGGCGGAGGCCAUUCGCAAUGCCCGCGAGUGGACCCAGAAGUACGCCGUCGAAGACUGAACGCCCGAGGUCAGGAGGUGGGUCAGGAAGCGGAUCCGGCAGUUGUAUCGGCGAUUUUCCAGAAAGUGGGUGCGCGACCUGGACGGGCGGGUGGGGAAAAUGAAUACUUUAAAAACAACCAGAAAAACCUAAAGCAAACGAAAGAAGAGAACAUAAAACAUAAGCGAAAACAAUGAAAGAUUAAAAACAAUUUUUUUUUUCGAACCUUCUGGGGCGGGAUGUACCACGUAAUAUAUAUAUUUUUUUGCAAACAAUCGAUCGGGGCGAUCGGCGAACGGAGGAGAGAUAGCGAAAGCAUUCAUUAUGUAAGUCAUAUACAAUACAUGUAUCCGAAGAAAUGAUAAAAAGAAAGCAAGCAGUAA